GCCGGAACUCGUAGUUUCGCCUUCUGCCGCGCUUCAUAAGCGGAAACGGGGUCGCCCGGGGCCGAGAACUACCGAGGCGAAGCACCUGUGGAAUCUUCUCAAGAGGAACAGUCAUUGUUGUGUGAAGGUUCAAAUUCAGCUGUUAGCAUGGAACUUUCAGAACCUAUUGUAGAAAAUGGGGAGACAGAGAUGUCCCCAGAAGAAUCAUGGGAGAACAAAGAAGAAAUAAGUGAAGCAGAGCCAGAUGGUGGUUCUUUGGGAGACGGAAGGCCCACAGAGGAAAGUGCCCAGGAAAUGAUGGAGGAGGAAGAGGAAAUACCAAAACCUAAAUCUGUGGCUGCGCCACCAGGCGCUCCUAAGAAGGAACACGUAAAUGUCGUAUUCAUUGGGCACGUAGAUGCUGGCAAGUCAACCAUUGGAGGACAAAUAAUGUAUUUGACUGGAAUGGUUGACAAAAGGACACUUGAGAAAUAUGAAAGAGAAGCUAAAGAAAAAAACAGAGAAACUUGGUACUUAUCUUGGGCCUUAGACACAAAUCAGGAAGAAAGAGACAAGGGUAAAACAGUAGAAGUGGGUCGUGCCUAUUUUGAAACGGAAAAGAAGCAUUUUACAAUUCUAGAUGCCCCUGGCCACAAGAGUUUUGUCCCAAAUAUGAUUGGUGGUGCUUCUCAAGCUGAUUUGGCUGUACUGGUGAUCUCUGCCAGGAAAGGAGAGUUUGAAACUGGAUUUGAGAAAGGAGGACAGACGAGAGAACAUGCCAUGCUGGCAAAGACGGCAGGUGUAAAGCAUUUGAUUGUGCUCAUUAAUAAGAUGGACGACCCAACAGUAAACUGGAGCAAUGAGAGAUACGAAGAAUGUAAAGAGAAACUGGUGCCGUUUUUGAAAAAAGUUGGCUUUAAUCCCAAAAAGGACAUUCACUUCAUGCCGUGCUCAGGACUGACGGGAGCAAAUCUUAAGGAGCAAUCAGAUUUCUGUCCUUGGUACAUUGGAUUACCAUUUAUUCCAUAUCUGGAUAAUUUGCCAAACUUCAAUAGAUCAGUUGAUGGACCAAUCAGGCUGCCAAUUGUGGAUAAGUACAAGGAUAUGGGCACUGUGGUCCUGGGAAAGCUGGAAUCAGGAUCUAUUUGUAAAGGCCAGCAGCUUGUGAUGAUGCCAAACAAGCACAAUGUGGAAGUUCUUGGAAUCCUUUCCGAUGAUGUGGAAACUGAUUCUGUAGCCCCAGGUGAAAACCUCAAAAUCAGACUGAAAGGAAUUGAAGAGGAGGAGAUUCUUCCAGGGUUCAUACUUUGUGAUCCGAAUAAUCUUUGUCAUUCUGGUCGCACAUUUGAUGCCCAGAUAGUGAUUAUAGAGCACAAGUCCAUCAUCUGCCCAGGUUAUAAUGCGGUGCUGCAUAUUCAUACCUGUAUUGAAGAAGUCGAAAUAACAGCCUUAAUCUGCUUGGUAGACAAGAAAUCAGGAGAAAAAAGUAAGACUCGACCCCGUUUUGUGAAACAGGAUCAAGUGUGCAUUGCCCGCUUGAGGACAGCAGGAACCAUCUGCCUUGAGACCUUUAAAGACUUCCCUCAGAUGGGUCGCUUUACUUUAAGAGAUGAGGGUAAGACCAUUGCAAUUGGAAAAGUUCUGAAACUGGUUCCAGAGAAAGACUAAGCAUUUUCUUGAUGACCCUGCACAAUACUGUGAGGAAAAUUGACUGCAAAAGCCUACUUCACACCGCCUUCUCUUAUUUUCUGCCCAUUGACAAACCUCUCCCCAUAUUUUGCAAAGACAAAAUUCACAGCAAAAGUCCACAUUAUGUCAGCUUUCUCAUAUUGAGAGCUCUGCUAUGCCACUGUUGAAUUUUUCCCAAGAUUUUUUUCUUCCCCUCUCAAACUGCUUCCUUGGACAGAUUUGGCAAUAGCUUUGUAAGUGAUGUGGACAUAAUCGCCUACAAUAAUGAAAAACCUACCAGGAAUUAUUUUAUUUUUCAUUUCCCCUUGGGCAUUCCUAGUCUUUUUCCCCCCAGGCAGAUCAUUCUGAGUGUGCGAGUGUGUGUGCACAUGUUACAAAGACAACUACCAUGUUAAUAAAAUAUUCAAUUUGAAACCCUUUUCGGUAUUUGAAUUGCUUUUGAAUACUGUUUUUUAUCUGGAUGUAACAUUGCUGCAUUAGCUUUUUAACUUGACCAAGUAAUCGAGUACAUUUUAUUACUUGGACUUUUCUAAACUCUCCCUCUCGACUACUUAAAUGAGGCACUUACAAACCAUGUUCAAGUUUGUAUUAAAAGAAAGAAUUAGAUAGACCCCUUCUUUUGAUGGUUAAUGCAUACAUACAAUAUCUUUAUGCAACUGUGACACUGCUUUAUUAGGUCUCUCGGUUAUUUUCUGCCAACUGAUAUUUUAACAUGGUUUCUUAAACAAAAUAAGUGGUUUUAAGACACAGGAACAGCAUAUCUGUAGUUUUCAUAAGUAUAAAGCAUAAUGAAAUUGUACCCCUACAAAAAAUUCCAUUAACUUGUUUAAUUAGUGGAAUUUACAAUACAGACAGCAUGUUGAGACCUGGCAAAAAUGCCUCCUUUAGUCUUUAUAAGAGCUGCAUGCAACUAGUAUGAAAACCGUAUCAAUUGCAAGUGCCAGUUCUACAAAUUACUCAGUUUAUUUAUUGUUUAUAUCAGUAAUUUUAAAGGCUGACCCUUGCUGGUUAAAGCUAAAUCUCAUCCAGUAACUAAAUGAACACAUAUUUAGAACCAUCAGAAUCUGCACAGACUAAAGUUAACAAUGACAAGUAGAAUUAUGUUUUUCUCAAUUAUUCAAAACUGUUUUCUUAAAUAUAUUGCUGAAAUUUGCUCAAUUAUGAUUUGGAUGGCCCAGAGCACAGCACUGUGGUGGUUUUUAGAUUGAAUCCUGACCUUCUGCUACAACUGUCAUUAUUUUUAAAUUUUUAAUGAGAAUAAAUGGAAAAUGGAAGGGAUACUUUCAGGGAUUUUUUUCUGGAUUUAUUGGAAGCCCCACCUUGAUUUUGAGUGUUGCCUUUUACCCAAGACUUAGCCUCUUUUAGGUUGGCUUAAUCUCUAAAUAAGAUACUUUGUAAUUGUGUAUCUAAUGACAUGUCCCUUCCCUGUAAUCUUCCUGCCUUAGAAAAGCCUCCUCUGACUAUUUCCAGCCACAAAACAUAAAAAUUAAAUCUUACCGUUUUCAUAACUGUAAAAUUCCCAUUCAUUUCAUGAAUGAAGCGACAUCUUAUGGACAGAGCACAGAUACUGUCCUACAGUUUCUUAUAACUAUACUCAUGGUUAUUAAAGUUGCAUGAAAUUUAAGUUAUACUAUGUUUGCAAAUCUGGGCUUUUAGUUUUCUGGAAUAUGUGGGAACUUUAAUCAGUACAUUAUAACUUUUCAUACUUCCAAGUUAAUAAGAACAAAAUACUAGCAAUUGCUUGGAUUUUAAUGAAUCUCUAAAAGCUCAAGAGUCACUGAAAUUAUUUCCAGAGAUAUAUUUCCAUUUUUAAAUUGAACACAUUUUUAAAAAAAAGUUAUGUUUGCUAUUAAAACAGUUACACUUUUAGAAUAUUAUGUGCAUGUUGCCAAGACUCAAAAUGACUUGGAUAUCAACUGUGAAGGGCCUACCUCUAAAAAAAAUGAAGAGAAUAAAUAUAAUUAUGAAAUAAAACUUUUGAUGGAUUCUUGCACAUUUAUGCAAGUAAGAUUAUUUAGAAGAAACCUCAUUGUUAAAUUAACCAACACCAUACAUUUUUGUUGGCUUUGAAGUUCUAUGGGAAGAAUGCUUACUUGAUGGAUUGUAAAAUCUUCAUUACACUGCCUGGUUACUGGGACAGGCAGAUGUGUCUGAAGUGAACUAGCAGUGUGGGGAGAUGUCAGACCUAUGAAAAGCAAUAUACAGAUUCCUGUGCUGUCAUUUUGUCUUCUGCAAGUGCAAGUGUGUUUAUAUUGUUGACAAUGCAAAAACAGGGUAAUUGGCUAUAGACUUAGGAUAUUACAGACCUAAACAUUUUUCUUUUCUGUCUUUAGCAUAGAUAUGUUAGAAUCACAAUUUUCUUUGCAUCUUUUUACAUUAAUAAUGUUCUUUAUACAGCUUUCAUGCUAGAUUAUUUAAUCAGUUUUUUAAAUUAAUAAACUUAAGAUAAUUGAAAUUAACAUUAAAUAAUUGCCAUUUUCAACCUUUAUUUCUUACUACGGGAGAAGGGGAAAUGCUUCUUGUUUUUAAUUUGUAAGCCUAAUUCAUCCAGUGAAAAUUAUGUAAAAUCAAACUAAAGGCGAUGGACUGAGUAUAUAAUGCUAUGAAAUUAAGUGACAAAUAGUAUUCUUGAAUUAAGCCCAUGUAUAUUUGUUUUGAACUGAGUCUUGAAAUAUGUGAUAAUUGAAUGUAAAAACUUUGUGAAUUGUAGAAGAAUAAGGUUAUUCACUGUAACAAGAGGUAGUUCGUACUUGUCUGCUAGUUACAUAAACUACAAGAACUACUUGUGCAAAAUAGGAUGGACUUUGAAUGUGAUGCAGUUGACAGAUACUGGCAUCCUCAGCUGAAGUGCUACAGAUAUUGCGGGUCAUAUGUUCAACCAGCUGCAGUUUUGCAACCCAAGAAAAAGGUGAAUUUAUGCUCAAAAACUGCUUUCACGAUGAACUUUUGAAAAAAAAUCAAGAAAACUCCCUGGCAAUCUUCAGAAACACUAGUUGUGACUGUAGUUACCCCGUGGUCUUUGACGGCUGUUGCAUCUGGCAGCACUCGCACCUUUCCUCACUGGCGUGGACUCCUUAUGGACUGCUGCUUCACGGAUGACAGCUCCAUUGGUUUGGGUAGGAAAGUUUUUAUUACAGCUCUUAACAUCAAGCAACUUGCAGCUUUUAAAAACCCUUUGUGGAAAUUCUGGUAACAGCACGAUAGCUGAUUGUGGAAUGAUUAAAUGUUCAGUGUUGGUCUAUCUUAACAGAAUAAACUGUGCCAUUAAUCCUCUCACAGACAUACAUACAUAAGGUAGAUAGCAAUCUACAGAAUUUAGGGGACAAUUUUCUGUCUCCAAAUAACAUGGCUUAUAUUUCCUCCAGCUGAUUUUUUCCAUGAUUGUAGCAGAUGUCAUCUAAUACAUUUAUGAUCUUAGUUUCUUUCCUCUAGAGAUCUUGCCAUGGCAGCAACUUAAGUAAAUAAAUGUACUUACACGUGCACAACUCAAAGACUAGUAGGUUUAAAUUUAGCAGUCAGUUGGUUAUAUUAGAUUUCAUAGUAAAUGGAAUAGGAAGUGUUUUUAUUUCCCUGUAGUUCAGUGGUUUCCAUUUGAACUUUGGCUCUAGGAUAUUCUUAAUUUUCAAUAUCCUAGGACAUAACUGAGUCUUCCUUCAGUAAAUACACUUUUCACAUACCUCUAAUCCUAUGCUUCCUUGAAACAGUAAUGUGCUAGCUGAGCUGUUUAUUAAGAAGUGUUUUAAGGGCAUGAAGGUGUGGGAAUAUUGGAGUAUUCUCCAAAAUAAGGGAGAAGCAGUAAGGCACCAUGUCUGAUUAGGCAGAAAAUUAGGCAGGAUUUAAGUGACCCUCAGAAUGGUGGUAGUCUUUUCUGCCUUGUCACACAUGCCACUGUGCCCUUUACUACCUACCGUGGAAACCUCGGGUUUGUGGACAGCAAAGGUAGAAUGACGUUGUGCUUCCCAGGCUCCCCUCUGCCAGGCACAUUAGCCUAGUGCUUGUCAGCCCAAGUCCCCACUACCUCCUUGCCUGCUGCCCAGGAAGAGUGUUUGUGCUGGAGCUGGAGCUCCUGCACACCUCAGGCGACCAGACCACCCACAUGCGUUAGGUGAAACUGAGGUCUGAGCCCAGGUCUGCAUUUUAAGGACUUAACAUUUGGCACACGUCUUAGUUAACUAGUUUCUUCUCUUUGUUCUAGAAGAAAUGUGGGAUCUCUCUCAGGCCAGGAUUUAGUGACUAGUUUUCACUAGAUGGCAGGUUAAUACCUAGCUCUCCUUUUUUAAAAGACAGAAUUGAAGGGAACUGAUUAGGUUUGCUGGGUUUUUAACCUAAUUCCAAAGCAUGGCAGAAUGCUCUAGGUAGGAAUUAUGGGAAUCCAAGGUAAAGAAACCUUUUUCUUAUAAUUUGUAGCUACCUACUGUGCCUGACUUGGUGCCUGUGUGAGGAUUAAGCCCUUAGUCUGCUCUUGCAAUUAUUCAAAUGACUGAAGUUUAAAAAAUUUGCUUUUGUAAUAACAAUAAAAAUUGUCAUCUUCCCUUUUGAA
Molecule: messenger RNA, 6208 nt
Organism: Capra hircus (goat)
Lineage: Eukaryota; Metazoa; Chordata; Mammalia; Artiodactyla; Bovidae
Gene: GSPT1
Product: G1 to S phase transition 1
Exons: 15
Coding region: 148-1647 (499 amino acids)
Biological process (GO): translation
Cellular component (GO): translation release factor complex
Molecular function (GO): translation release factor activity; GTPase activity; GTP binding
Source: RefSeq, a predicted model, not a curated record